Coregonus sp. 'balchen' is the source of this 13211-nucleotide messenger RNA. NCBI's taxonomy places the organism in Eukaryota, Metazoa, Chordata, Actinopteri, Salmoniformes, Salmonidae. The record is from the annotation of a GenBank genome assembly.
AUGCAGCUGCUCUGGGUGGUAGUGGUGGGGGUGUUAGGAGUCUUUGGGGCAGAGGGAGAGCAGGCUCUCUGUCGGAUACUGGGGAGCCCAGAGUUCCCUCUGCUGUCCAAGGAAGGAGACGUGACUAUCGGAGGAGCCUUCUCCAUCCACACCAAAAUCACAGAGACCCCGCUCUCCUUCACCGAAACACCACCUCCUCUCACCUGCUCCAGGUAAGCUCCUUCACAGACACACCACCUCCUCUUACCUGCUACAGGUAAGCUCCUUCACAGACACCCAGUCUCUCUGAUGGAUUUAUAUGUCAUUGAUGUGACAAAAAUUAUUUGGACAAAAUGAAAAUAUGAUUGGAAUCAUAUGAUUCAAAGAAUAACUAAACCUGACAAUGAAAUCAGACCAUGGUUAUAUCUGCAGUUUCAUAUCGUAUAUCAGAUUAACCUAAUGCAAUGCCAUUUUUUCCUUUUUGUUUGCGCAGCAUGAACCUCCAAGAUGUUCAUUUUGCUCAGACCAUGAUCUUCGCCAUCGAAGAGAUCAACAACAGCACUUCUCUGCUCCCCAACAUCUCUAUUGGCUACAGGAUAUAUGAUAGUUGUGGCUCGACUCUGUCCUCCAUGCAUGUGGCCAUGGCCCUGAUGAACGGUCAGGAGAGGACAGUGGGAAAGACCUGCUCUGGCCAAUCAGCAGUCCACGCCAUCAUCGGAGCCUCUGAUUCCUCCUCCACCAUAGUGAUGUCACGAUCCACAGGAGCUUUUCAAAUACCAGUGGUAAUGUUAAUCAAAUUCAAGUCACUCAUUUAGUUUAACCACACUGGCUGAUGAAAAAUGACAACUAUUGUCUUAUUCCUCCCCGUUCCAUCCAGAUCAGCCACUACGCCACCUGUGCGUGUCUGAGUAACAGAAAGGAGUUCCCCUCCUUCUUCAGAACCAUCCCCAGUGACUUCUACCAGAGCAGAGCCCUGGCCCAGCUGGUCAAGCACUUUGGCUGGACCUGGGUGGGGGCUGUUAGAAGUGACAACGACUACGGCAACAACGGCAUGGCAACCUUCGUGGAGGCCGCAGGUCUGGAGGGGGUGUGUAUAGAGUACUCUGAGGCUAUCUUAUGGAACAGCCCCAGGGAGCAGAUAGCUAGGGUGGUUGAGGUGAUUGGCAGGGCCAGCUCCAGGGUUGUGGUGGCCUUUGUGACCCAGUGGGAGAUGGAUGUUCUGCUGGAGGAGGCUCUGGCCCAGAACCUGACCGGGCUGCAGUGGGUGGGCAGUGAGUCCUGGAUCACUGUUGAUCGCCUGGCCACCAGGAGGAGAUCUGCUGUCCUCAGCGGCGCUCUGGGAUUCACCAUCAGUAAGUCUAAGAUCCCGGGCCUGAGAGAGUUCCUGCUCCGGGUCGGUCCAGCCCAGGACCCAAACAACACCCUGCUAAGAGAGUUCUGGGAGGUCACGUUCAGCUGCAGGUUUUCCCCUCAGGAGGAGAGUGACGGUGGGCCUAGUCAGAGUCAGUGCUCUGGGUCUGAGAGACUAGAGGAAAUCAAUAACUCUUUUACUGACACGUCUGAGCUGAGGUUCUCUAAUAAUGUGUAUAAGGCAGUGUAUGCUGUGGCCCACUCCAUACAUGACCUGCUGACCUGCACGCAUGGUAAAGGCCAAGGUGGGAAUAGGAACUGUUCAGACAGAGACAGCAUCGAGCCAGGACAGGUGAGCAGCUACCUCUAUAGGUCACCGGUAGUUAAUUCUGUUCAACUGAUUUGAUAAUUGACUGACUGGUUUUAUGAAAAUGGCAAAUAUUUACAAUCACACCAUGUUAUUUCUAAAGUACGUGAAUUCUACACUCUUAGAAAAAAAGGUGCUUUCUAGAACCUAAAACGUUUCUUCAGCUGUCCCCAUAGGAGAACCCUUUGAGGAAACCUUUUUGGUUCCAGGUAGAACCCUUUUGGGUUCCAUGUAAAAUAUUUUCCACAGAGGGUUCUACAUGGAACCCAAAGGGUUCUAUCUGGAAACAAAAAAGGUUCUACCUGGAACCAAAAAGUGUUCUCCUAUGGGGACAGUGUUGUUUCUGUAUUUUACACUGUGUUGUGUAUGUAUUUUAACUCAUGUAGGUGUUGAGAUACCUGCGUGACGUAAACUUCACCAUGAAGUCUGGGGAGAGAGUUUAUUUUGAUGAGAACGGAGACCCCACAGCCACCUAUGAGCUGAUGAACUGGCAGAGAGACCAGGCAGGAGAGACUGUGUUUGUCACAGUGGGGAAUUACGAUGCCUCUCUCCCUAAUGGAGACCAGUUUUCCAUGAAUAGGAUAAAGAUAGCAUGGGCUGGCAAUUCCUUAAAGGUACACAGUUACACAGAAAACACAUGGUAGAAGUUACAGGUACAUUCAGACAACACAGAUAAUUAGAUUGAAGAUAUUUGAAUUGAUGGGAGAAAUCUGAUGACACAUACUGUGAGAAUGAAUUUAAUUGAAUGAUUGAGUGACCAAGGGGUUAAUAAUGUGACUGAAGGAGUAAAGAGAGAGAGACAGAGAGAGGGAGUGAGCAGGUGUUGUAUUGUGUUUCAGAGGCCUCGGUCUGUGUGUAGUGACAGCUGCCUCCCAGGGUUCCGCCAGGCAGAGAUCAAAGGAAUGCCAGUCUGCUGUUUCUCCUGUAUUCCCUGUGCUGCUGGGGAGAUCAGCAACCUAACAGGUGAGACAGACAACUGAUACCACAGCUGGCCCUACACUCUUAGAAAAAAGGGUUCUUCGGGUGUCCCCAUAGGAGAACCCUUUUUGGUUCCAGGUAGAGCUCUUUUGUGUUCCAUAUAGAACUCAAAAUAGGGUUCUACCUAGAACCAAAUGGUUCUAGGUAAAUUGGGUUCUCCUAUGGGGACAGCCGAUGAACCCUUUUAGGUUCUAGAUAGCAACUUUUGGGACCCCUUAGCAAAAUGUAUUUAUGUAUGGUCUGGGGGCUCUCUAAUGGCCUCUUAUGUCGCUCUGACUGAUACUAACCAAAUCUACUGACCAAAAAGAUACAUCACAUGUAGAAUUUGUAAACUUCUAGAAUGUUAUACACUGCUUGACUGUAGAUCAGUGUUGUGACAUGAGCGUUUUCCUUGUAGAUUCAGCUGAAUGCACACAGUGUUCCCUGGAAUACUGGCCAAACAGAGACAAGACUCUCUGUGUCCCGAAGAUGGUGGAAUUUCUCUCAUUUUAUGAAAUCAUGGGAAUCCUCCUGGCUGCAAUCUCAUUGGUCGGAGCGUGUUUAACCACAAUGGUGUCAUUGGUCUUCUUUUGCUUCCGAGAGACUCCCAUCGUCAAGGCCAGCAACACUGAGCUGAGCUUCCUGCUGCUCUUCUCCUUGACUCUGUGUUUUCUGUGUUCUCUUACUUUCAUUGGCCGGCCCUCUGAGUGGUCCUGUAUGCUGCGCCACACAGUGUUUGGGAUCACCUUUGCUCUGUGUAUGUCCUGCGUCCUGGCGAAGACCAUAGCGGUGGUGAUAGCUUUCCAGGCCACAAUGCCAGGCAAUAUAGUUCCCCAGUGCUCUAUACCUCUCCAGAGAGUGAGUGUGUUCAGCUGUACCUUCCUACAGGUGGUUAUGUGUGUUCUCUGGUUGGCUCUCGCCCCUCCAUUCCCAUUCAAAAACACAGCCCACGUCACUGAAAAGAUCAUUCUAGAGUGUGAUGUGGGUUCGGCUAUUGGUUUCUGGGCUGUGUUGGGGUAUAUAGGACUCCUGGCUCUCUUGUGCCUUGUGCUGGCUUUUCUGGCUCGAAAGCUGCCCGAUAACUUCAAUGAGGCCAAAUUCAUCAGCUUCAGUAUGCUCAUAUUCUGUGCAGUCUGGAUCACCUUUAUCCCAGCUUAUGUCAGCUCUCCUGGGAAGUUCACUGUAGCUGUGGAGAUAUUUGCCAUUCUGGCCUCCAGUUAUGGGUUGCUUUUCUGUAUAUUUGCUCCAAAGUGUUAUAUCAUAUUACUUAAACCAGAGAAAAAUACAAAAAAACACUUGAUGGGGAAAAGUCAUGCAAAAUCACAAUAAUGUAAUUAGGGACCUGGAGGAAAAUGCUUUCGAUUUCAUUCAGGGCGAGGUUUUUUUUUAAAAUUUUAAAUCUAGUCCAGGGGAGGGACAUGUAAUUUGUAAUUGAUGACAUUUCAAUAUUUUUCAUUGUUUUAGAAUUAGGCUAUGUGUGCCCGAUGCCGCGCAAUAUCAAGUGCGUCUAUAGGCUAUUUAGUGUGGUCUCAAUAAAAUUAUCCUUACCUUAGGCUAGGCUAUACGAAGUGCAUGCUCUGAGAAGCACAGGGCAAAGUUAUAUUUCUAAGAAAAUUAAGUUGCAUCCUGAGUUUUUUGCGCAGCUGGGAUGGUGUGAAUAGAAUUAGGCUGCAUUACACACUGCAAUGGAUAUUCCAACCCUGAGGCCUGGCCUGCCCUGCAUUUGCUGAUCCAAAACCUUUUUUUGUGCUGCCUAACCAAUGGCUGAUCUGUGUACGGUGGCAGUUCUGCAAAAAAAAAUAUUUUUUUCUUAGUCCAAAAAAGUAUAUAUCGUGCGCGUGGACUACUGGUGUCCUGUCCAGUUUGAUAGGGAGAGCGUGAAGAUGAGGAGGAGGACCGGAGGUAAGCUUGCUACUGCUAGAAUUGAUUUGAAUAAAAACAACUUUAUUAACAACAAGAGGGUUUUGUGUUGGAGCCUGUUUCCUACCAUUUAAGAAAUAAGAGGUAGGCAUACCUGUUUGACAGACGCAAUUAUAAAAUGCUAUCAAUAGAUUUGUCCCCAAUUCCUCCACCCACCAUGCACUCGUUAAGCCUCUGUGUCAGUGAAAUGCGCGGUGUGUUAAAAACAGGUUAGAAACAGGUUAAAAACCAAGUUAAACCAAGUUAAAAUCAGGACUCGAAUUGAGGGGUUAUGUGAGUGUAUACCAUACAUCUUGCUAAAGAAAAUGGCAAAAAAAAAAAGCAUAGGCCUACCCCUUGUUAGCUUAAGAUUUUUAAUAAAAUAAAACGUAUCCGAUUAUAUAAAGUGAUCUAUUACGGCGCUUUGGUCUGCGAUGCUUUAUGCUAGAAACAAACUGUAAAAUACCCAGGAAAGCCUGUAUUUAAAAAAUAUACACUACCAGUCAAAAGUUUUAGAACACCUACUCAUUCAAAGGUUUUUCUUUAUUUUUACUAUUUUCUACAUUGUAGAAUAAUAGUGAAGAAAUCAAAACUAUGAUAUAACACAUAUGGAAGGUGUGUCCAAACUUUUGACUGGUAGUGUACAUUGGCACGGUUUGCAGGACCUCGACUUCGUCUCGGGCCUAACAACACCCGUGCCAAUAUAUCCUCCAAAACACCGGCUUCUCGGGCGUUAUCACUUAAAAGUACAAUGUAAUUACUUGGUGUUACACGGGAUUUAGCUAGAUAAAAUGAAGUGUAUCUUGAGGGGUUCUUACUUGUAAUGAAUGUGUACUUAUACAGUACAUUACACAUCCUGAGAACCUGGCCCUUAUUUUAAGGGAUAAACACACAAGUACACCACGGAGUACAUGUAAUAGAUGCAUAAGUGCAGUGUAAUUACUAUGUGUUACACAGGAUUUAGAUAGUUAAAAUCAAGUGUAUUUCUAUGUAAUUACUUAUUACUCAUUACUAAGUGGAAAUUAGCUUCUACUUCAGUCAACUUUAUUGAAACGUAAAAAUACCUUACAUUCCCUUACAAAAUAAUAAGGAUUUUUAUUGUUAAUAAAUGGAUGAAAUAGAUUAAACAAAAAUAUAGGCCUACUCAAUAACAUAAAUCUGUAGCCCACAGUAUGGUGAGUAGCCUAGAUCCGUUGUUCCCAAACUGUGGGUGAGGACCCACUUGUGGGUCGCGGCAGGGGUCCAGGUGGGUCGCAGGAUGGUCGUUUGAUAUUUGUUUUUAAAUAGAUUUUCGCAAUGGAAAAACACUUUCAGUGUAAACUUGAAUGACUAAAACCAAAUAGAAAGCUUGUAGAAAAUAUGAUGGACCCAUAUAUUUUAAAAUAAUAGCCUGUAAUCUUUGAGAAUUUACAAUCAACAAAAUAAAAACUAGACAAUCAAGCCCCCAUUGAUUUUGUUAUAAUGUUUGAGCAUAAGAACACAGUUUUUGCCAUGGCAAAAUGUAUAGAAUUGCAGAAAAUGUGGCUUUAAAACUGCAACAUUUUAUUUCAGCUCCAUGGCAAAAUGGGUAGAAUUGCGGGAAAUUAGCUUUAAAAUGACAAAAUGUUCUAUCUGCUGCCAAGAUUAAUAUUUUGUACUUAUUCUUUGGUCUGUGUACGUUUUUUCACUGCUCAACCCAUAUGGUGGGUCGCGACUCAAGACACCUCAAUUGGUGGGUCAUGAAGCAAAGAAGUUUGGGAAUCCUUGGCCUUGAUCAGUGUUUCCCAACUCCAGUCGAGGAGUACCCCCAACAGUACAACAUGUUUGUUGUAGCCCCGGACAAACAGACCUGAUUGGUUGACAAGUUGAAUCGGGUGUGCUGGGGGGUACUCUAGGACAGGAGUUGGGAAACACUGGCCUGGAUAGCUCAUUUACAAAAGCAGGGUUGUCUUUUUCUAUCCUUUUUAACAUUACAAAAAUGGAAAUCGACAACUCUGUCUCUGUCUUCCUCUGUUUCUUUCUUGUAAGCAUGUUCCCAUCCUGGCAGUCUGAGACCUUAUAGGAAUAUGUGGUAGAGAAGAAGAAUGUAUGAUCAUUUAGCAUAGACACUCUACAUUACCCCUAGUUAUCAUCAUCAUGAUUUCUAUCGUUUAGUCAUAUAGCUAGGCCUACCUAGCUACCUUUUGUGUGAUUGAGCUAGCAAUAAUAGUGCAUGCUAACACUAAUAAAUUAGCUUGUGUUUAGCUACAUUGAAAAGGACUUAUAGUGUGUUGACACAAGUAGCUAGCUAGCUAACGUUAACAUGCUGGGUGUGUCUCACGUAAUACUCUUGGCGUACGGAUACUCUGAGAACAAGGUUCAGAGAAGAUAAGACCAUCGAGCCCAGCUAACGUUAGCUAACUAGUUAGCUAGCAGGUAGCGAUCAUAGCAAAAUUGCCAGCUUUAGCUAGGAACUAGCUAACUAUCUAAUCCCAAAAAACUCAACAGAUUGCAUGGAAAAUCUAUUCUGUAGAUGUUAACUAGCUAGCUAGCUAGCUAGCCUAGUUGGUAGGUCGAACAAAAAUGCCAGCUACCAUUUGCUAGCUAGCUACAGUCAGAGACAUAUUUUUUAGAGAGCUGGAACAAUACGAUUUCUGCAUUAUAAUGCAUUUACAUGACACUUCUAGAUUCUAUGGCAUAUUUAAACAAUGCUAUGUAACUGAAUGUCUAAAAUUAGCUAGAACAAUAAAAACAAUUCUAAAAGUAGGGCUAAUUCUCUUAAUAUAUGGCUCUGGCUACAGUUAGCUAGCUAUCCAACACUAGGCUAGCUAACUACAUAUGUUAAAUUGUUUAGCAGAAUUCAUGUGUCCAAUAAACCAAAACAAAUUGCAUGGAAAACUUACUUUCUCUCUCCUGUGUUGACGUUUUUGACCUACAACACUUUGUUUCUUUCACGGCAAUCGUUCUACAUUUGGCACACAGAUCUUCUCGACCGAUGUUCUUUGCGUACUGUCACAUGACGUCAGUUUCAACACAUGUGGGCACGUUCGAGCGUGUUGCACAGAUGGGCAGAUCUUGACAUGAUGCCUUAAUUCUUGGGAUAAAUAAAUAAUUGCACCAAUGCAUCCCAUCCAAAAGUGAGAAUGUUCCUCAACAGUGAAACCCUUGCAGGGUUACAUGAUGGAAUACUUUCAAGUGUAUUUAUAAACCAUUAUUCAACAAAGCUAACUAGGCUUACCGAACUUCAUCAGCCAGGACUAGACAUUGGGCAAUCAGAAUACACCCAUCCCUGCACAAUUGGCAUUACGCUCAAACGGUUACAACUGUAUGCACAAUCACAUAGCACUGCAAGCCUACUCUUGUGUGUGUAUGUGGGUGUGAGUGUGGGUGUGGGUGUAUGUGUGGGAGGGGAGAGGUGUGUGAGUGCGGCUGGAGGCGUGUGCCUGUAUGCAUUCCGCAGUUGCUGACAUUGGGUGAUGAUGAUAGGAACUGGUAUGGGAUAGAAAUAGGAAUGGUAAUAUUUCCUACACCAAAUCCUCUUAGCUAUUGGUAUGGUAUGACAAUCUGUGUUACAACUAUAGUUACUUGUAUUUAUUUAUGUAAUUAUUAUUAUUGUUAUUACUAUUAUUGUCACUAUUAUUGUUACAAUUAUUAGUAUUAUUAGUAUUAUUAAUUUUAAUGAUAUUAUUAUCAUUAUUGGUAUUGUCAUGAUUGAUAUAAUAGUUAAUAUUACUAUUACUAUUAUCAUUAUUUCUGUUCAUACUUAUAUUUAUUAUUGGUAUGAGGUAUGACCAGAAACACAGAUUACGUUGAAUCUCGUGUUGUAAUAUAAAAUAAUAUUUGCUUCCUUAAAUGUCAAAUUUCUACUGCCCGUACUGCCGGUAAUUAUAUUUUGUAGGAAGUACCUACAGUGUUACGUGUAAUCUGUUUAAUUUGAAAGGAAUUCAUGCAUUUGGAGAAAAAUAUAUAUAUUUAAAAAUAUAUACCAAAGUUGAGGUGAAGCGGCUAGUAAUGCUUACUGCUCUAACCUGGUUUUGUUCUGUAAGUGGCACUUUGAGCUCUUUUCAACGGAAGGGUCCCAAUUUCUUAUGGGCCCUAGGAUCCAUGUGAUGGAACACACAUGGACAACCAAAAAAAGCUACUCGAUUGAUAGGGCUUUUCUUGGGUUGAUGGGGGACUGUUUAGUGGAGGGACAAAGGAGGACAGUUAGAAUCAUUAUACAUCUCAGAUACAGAUAUGGUGCGGAAAGUGCAAAUUAAUCCCAUAACAACAGCAAAGGACCUUGUGAAGAUGCUGGAGGAAACAGGUACAAACGUAUCUAUAUCCACAGUAAAACGAGUCCGAUAUCGACAUAACCUGAAAGGCCGCUCAGCAAGGAAGAAGCCACUGCCCCAAAACCGCCAUAAAAAAGCCAGACUACGGUUUGCAACUGCACAUGGGGACAAAGAUCGUACUUUUUGGAGAAAUAAGUGGAUAUAUUGAAGCAACAUCUCAAGACAUCAGUCAGGAAGUUAAAGCUUGGUCACAAACGGGUCUUCCAAAUUGACAAUGACCCCAAGCAUAGUUCCAAAGUUGUGGCAAAAUGGCUUAAGGACAACAAAGUCAAUGUAUUGGAGUGGCCAUCACAAAGCCCUGACCUCAAUCCUAUAGAAAAUGUGGGCAGAACUGAAAAAGCAUGUGCGAGCAAGGAGGCCUACAAACCUGACUCAGUUACACCAGCUCUGUCAGGAGGAAUGCAAUAAAAUGCAAAUUAAUUACUUAAAAAUCAUACAAUGUGAUUUUCUGGAUUUUUGUUUUAGAUUCCGUCUCUCACAGUUGAAGUGUACCUAUGAUAAAAAUUACAGACCUCUACAUGCUUUGUAAGUAGGAAAACCUGCAAAAUCGGCAGUGUAUCAAAUACUUGUUCUCCCCACUGUAUGUAUAUAUUUGCGAGACAAAAAACGAAUGGGGGAUUGGAAGUGAUGCAGACAAUUACAUUGAUGGAAGUUACAAUCUAUCUGCAAUAUUGAAGCUGAUCUACCCCCCCCCCCCCCCCCCCCAAACAUUUAAAAAAAAAAAAUAAUAAAAAAUAAUUAAAGAAAAUACUUUUGACUGGUAGUGUAAAUGAGCAAAAAAUAUUUCAAUUAUUUUGGAGCCUUAAGGCAGACGAAAUGUAACAUGCUUAUUUAUACAAUGAGUACUAAUUUUGGGGGGCAAAACAUACUACAUUUUAAAGCAUUAAAACCCUAAAAGCUUCAGUCAUACAAAAGUUAUACUUAAACCCAAACUGGUUCUCCUGCAGAUUAAUAAGAAUGGCUCACCCUCUGUUCAAAAAUGGCCUUUUUGCCUUCAUCCAGAUGACAACCUCACAUUUUUGUUUAAUUGAAAAUGAAACCUCAAAGUAUCGUCUUUUCUAAAAUAAGCAAUACAAAGCUGAUUAUAAUUUCCAUUUCAUCCUCCUGAAAAGCCUGAUCAAAUAUUACCACAAAUAUUAUGGUUAAACUCAAAUAUACCUCUUGAUGAAAAAACAUUAUUUCUGGAUUUUUUUAAUGGUAUUAUCUUUACUAAUUAUAUUAUGAAUAGGAAUGGUGAAGUUAUGUCACACGUGCAGCUAUCAAAAAUAUAUUGGAAUGUUUGCUCAAUUCAAAGUUAUAACCAACUGAUUGCAGCAGAAAUGCAGGCAAGUAAAUAGGGGAGAAAGUAGGGAACUUGUUUAUAGCCCUAUAUUAACCUCUAGGUCUGGGGCGACCGUGAGAGAUAAUUGGAACUCACGUGAGAAAAGGUUAAGGCAAAAACGAAAGGAGAGUGGUUGGUCAGGGUGGAUUUUCGUGUACUAUGUUACGUCUAACCCUGAAUCCAGGUUGCUUAGUUUGGUUCCUCUCAAUGAAGUUAUCCUGCCCGCCAAUACCUCUGCAUAAUCAACGUAUUUGUAAAAAGAGCUACAUUAUCAAAAUUAAUGGAUUAAUCAUUGAUUGAUGAUUAGCAUGGGAAAAUGUGUGCUGUUCAUUUGAGAAGAGGAACACUUAGCAUACUGUCUGAUCACAAUUUCCACAUUAUUCAUUACAAGAUUUAGUUGAGGUUUAGGGUUUAGUAAAUGAUUUGUCCCAAAUACAAUGCUUUUAGUUUUUGAAAUAUUUAGGAGUAACUUAUUUCUUGCCACACAUUCUGAAACUAAUUUCGGGCUCUUUGUUAACCUCUAAGGGAUCAGUGUCCCGUAUUCUGGACGGUUGAGCUAACUUGCGCUAAUGUGAUUAGCAUGACUGUUGUAAGCAACAGCAAACUUUCAAGGACAUAGACAUGUCUUAUACGGGCAGAAAGUUAAAAUUCUUGUUAAUCUAACUGCACUGCCCCUUAAGGGUUUUGGUGCAACAUUCUGAGAACAUUCCAAGAACAUUGCAUGAUGGUCCCAAGGGAACGUUCUCUGGGGGACCUUUGUCUAGUUCCCUGUAAGUUCCAAGGACUUCACUGAGGAUCAUGUCAGGACAUUCUCAGGAACUACAUUUUAUUAUUCCUUAGGAUGUUGCAUGAUGGUCUCAAGGGAACGUUCUCUGGGGGACCUUUUUAUAGUUCCCUGUAAGUUCCAAGGACUUCACUGAGGAUCAUGUCAGGACAUUCUCAGGAACUACAUUUUAUUAUUCCUUAGGAUGUUGCAUGAUGGUCCCAAGGGAACGUUCUCUGGGGGACCUUUUUAUAGUUCCCGUUUUGACCCGGGAUGUUUUUAGGACCUUCUUGGGACGUUGUGUCAUGGUCCCUUGGAGGUUUUGUCUAGUUCCUGGUUGGUCCCGGGGACGCCCCCGAGGACGUUUUUGGGACGUUCUUGGGACAUUGUGUGAUUUCAACACAUACAUGAAACAAUAGAACAAUUAUGGGUUUUAAAUAAAUAUUAUUUUGUUCUAUUGUUUUAUGUAUGUGUUGAAAUUGUCACACACAAAAAAAAAACAUAUGGGAAAGCAUGACGGAUAUUAUGUUUUAUUCCCACAAUGUCAGAAGCCUGCACUUAUCUAUCCACUGCUUGCUCAUAUUAGCAGCAUAGGCCAAACCUCUGUCACUAUCUCACCUCCCUCUCUCAUCCUGUACCCAUGGGAUACAAUAAACACUGGAACCACAUCCAACUCAUUGAGAGGGAGUGUACGGGCAGUCCCAGUGUCUCACCUCUAUAAAGAGAGGAACCCUUCUGUCUGCCCUGUCAGACACAGCUGCCCUGCUGAAGCUGGCAUGGCACCGAGAACAGAUGUGGUUCAGCUGCUGCUGGUGGUGGGGGUGAGCGGCAUGGUUGCUGCAGCCCCAGCCUGCUCUCUGCUGGGCCAACCUGCUCUGCCUCUCCUGUCUGCCGAGGGGGACAUCAACAUUGGGGCAGUGUUCUCCCUACAUAGGAAUGCCCUCUUCAAGGUCCAUUCCUUCACCUUCAGACCAGAGAAAACACCCUGUAUCAGGUAUGUGUUGAAAACAACUGUCUGUGAGUUCUUUUCACUGUUUGGGAAUAUUUCUCAUCAAGAUAGAUGUUUCUUAGCAGUGGAAUUAGGCAUAGGGCUGAAUAAAACAAUUGUAGAUGAUCUGUGUGUUUAUGUUUGGACAAAACAAAUAUACAAAUUGUUUCUAUUAUACUAAACACAAUACUCAAAUCAUCUCGACCGAGUAUAUCAGUUUUAGUUCAUAUGCUGGCAUAUGUGAUUCCUAGCUUCAACUAACUUAUUUUUUCAUUUGUUACCGUUGUCCAGUUUCAACCCACGUGAGUUCCAGUUUGCCCAGACCUUGAUCUUUGCCCUGGAGGAGAUCAACAACAGCAGUGAUCUGCUGCCAGGGCUGUCUCUGGGUUACCAGGUCUAUGACUCCUGUGGCUCUGUCCCCUUGGCCAUCCACUCAGCCCUGGCCCUGAUGAACAGCCUUGAGCCUGAGGACAGCCUGGGUGACCCCUCCUCCUGCUCCAGACCUCCAGCCGUGUUGGGCAUCGUAGGGGAGUCAAGCUCCACACCCACCAUCGGAAUAUCAUCCCUGGUCGGACCAUUCAGCAUCCCUGUGGUGAGACACCUUCAGGUUUUGUCUCUUUAGAUGUAGUAUACUCAAUGUCAGCUAUGUAUGAAACAUCAAUUCAAAUCUUCCCUUUUCUUCCACACAGAUCAGCCACUUUGCCACCUGUGCUUGUCUGAGUAACAGAAAAAGGUUCCCUUCCUUCUUCAGAACCAUCCCCAGUGACUUCUACCAGAGCAGAGCCCUGGCAAAGCUGGUCAAACACUUUGGUUGGACCUGGGUGGGAGUGGUGAACAGCAACAGUGACUAUGGAAACAACGGCAUGGCCUCCUUCAUGGAGGCAGCGAGGCAUGAAGGGGUCUGUGUAGAGUACCAAGAGGCCAUCUACCGCACAGACCCCCGAGAGAGGCUCCUGGAAGCGGUCAGGGUGAUCCGGAGGGCCACAGCCAGGGUGGUGGUACUGUUCCUGGGCUUGGGGGACCUCAUCCCCCUGCUGAAUGAGUUGGCCCUGGAGGGAGACCCAGGGCUGCAGUGGGUGGGCAGUGAGUCCUGGAUCACAGCCAGACUGCUGGCGGAGAACAAGGCCUACAGCUUCCUGAGCGGGGCGGUGGGCUUUGCCAUCAGGAAUGGCCAGGCUGGAUGGUCUGGAGGGCUUCCUAGACAAGUGCCCUGGACCAGGCACCAGACAAGCACCCGCCAGGGGUGGUACUGUUCCUGCUUGGGGACCAUCCCCUGCUGUGUCCAGUUGGCCUGA